AUGUCUGCAACUGAGACUAUCACUCGCCCCAGUCAGCCUGAUAUUCAAUAUCAUCCGGACUGGGUGAAGUAUCAAGCACGCUCCCGCCAACGGAAGGAGACCGAAUCACUUCAGACCAGCUUGCCAGCAGGGUUUCCUCAAAAGCUAGUCUCGCCACUUGUUUGGGAUGGAAAAGACAUUGAAAAGCGUGAUGACUGGAUCUACCAGCUCAGCGAUGUUCAGCUUGAUGAGAUUGAUGCAGCCUUGAAGAGCUUCAAAGCUCUUGAAAAGCCCUUGGGAUACAUAAAUGAGUUCACCUUCCCCCUUCCAAGCCUUCGACCGACCCUGAGAGACCUUUCAAAGGAGCUCCACAAUGGUCGAGGCUUUUUUGUUCUCCGAGGUCUACGCAUUGAUAAUUAUCCUCGAGAGGAUAAUGUCAUCAUCUACACAGGUGUCUCAUCUCAUGUCGGCAGUAUUAGAGGACGUCAACAAGACACAAGACUGCAAAAUGGAUCAUCUCCAAUAAUCUCGCAUAUCAAGGAUAUCACCAGCAUUACCGAGAAAGGAAAGAUCGGGGCACCAUCCAAUACAGCGGAUAAGCAGGUCUUUCAUACAGAUGCGGGGGAUAUCAUCUCCCUUCUCUGCUUGAGUCCCGCAGCAGAGGCAGGUGAAAGUUAUCUGUCAAGCAGUUGGAAUGUGUACAAUAUUCUUGCAAAAGAACGUCCCGAUCUUAUUCACACUCUCUCGCAAAACUGGCCAGUUGACGGGUUCAACAACCCUCAAAAGCCAUACACACUUCGCCCCCUUUUGUACCACCAGCCAGCUACAGAAACUACGCCCGAGCGUGUUUUGAUUCAGUAUGCGCGGAGGUACUUCACCGGAUUCCUUGCCCAGCCCAGAUCUGCGGAUAUCCCUCCCAUCACCGAAGCCCAAGCGGAAGCAUUAGAUGCGUUGCAUUUCUUGGCAGAGGAGCAUUGCGCCGCCUUGGAUUUUCAAAAGGGGGACGUUCAAUAUGUCAACAACCUCAGCAUAUUCCACGCACGCAAUGGCUUCAAAGAUGCACCAGGCAAAGGGCGACAUCUUCUACGACUCUGGCUGCGUGACCCUGAGAAUGCCUGGCAGACACCCCAGCCACUGCAGCACCGCUGGGAUACAGUGUUCAAAAACGUCACCGAGGACGAACAGGCAUUCCCUCUGAAUCCUGGUAGUUUGCGAAAGACAGUGGGGUCUUAG
Penicillium pulvis is the source of this 1212-nucleotide messenger RNA. Its product is annotated as TauD/TfdA family dioxygenase. The record is from RefSeq and is a predicted model, not a curated record. Gene Ontology annotation, molecular function: oxidoreductase activity. The transcript has 4 exons. The coding region runs from base 1 to 1212 and encodes 403 amino acids. NCBI's taxonomy places the organism in Eukaryota, Fungi, Ascomycota, Eurotiomycetes, Eurotiales, Aspergillaceae.